AUGUCUCAAGAACAACAAAAGCAAGGUGGACAAGGUGGCCUAGGUGGUAUCCUCGGAGGUGUCACCGAUACGGUUGGAAAUACCGUAGGUGGUGUUACUGACACGGUCGGUAAUACCGUCUCUGGUGUCGGUCAGGGUGUAGGUAAAACUGUCGGAGGUGCAACUGAAGGUCUCGGAAAUACAACAAAGGCAGUAGGUGACACCGCAAAAGGUACGACCGAUUCAAUCGGUGGGAAGAAACAAACCGCCGAGAAUCCAUUGGGAUUGUAAAAGGAUACGUACCUACCUUGGGUCGGUAGGUAUGAC
Exophiala oligosperma is the source of this 306-nucleotide messenger RNA. RefSeq lists its product as uncharacterized. The transcript has 4 exons. Lineage: Eukaryota; Fungi; Ascomycota; Eurotiomycetes; Chaetothyriales; Herpotrichiellaceae. The coding region runs from base 1 to 270 and encodes 89 amino acids. The record is from RefSeq and is a predicted model, not a curated record.